AAAAACUGGUAUCAUCACCCAGCCUCUCAUUUACUGCCAUUUAUUAUUCUGUGAUGCUCCCCACCCCCCUUAAAUUUGACAGCAUUUUAUUUAUGAACCAGGCCAUGCCACUAAGAGAUCUCAGGUAGAGUUUAAAAAAGAAAAGAAAAAAGACCUGUAGAGGUUAGAGAAGUAGAGAGAUGGAGGGGAUAAGCCAUAGAAUGGUGAAAGUGAAUGGCAUUGACAUGCACAUAGCUGAGAAAGGCCAAGGUCCUGUUGUGCUAUUCCUCCAUGGAUUUCCAGAGCUUUGGUACUCCUGGCGCCAUCAGAUUCUUGCAUUAAGUUCACUGGGCUUCCAUGCUGUUGCACCAGAUCUUAGGGGCUAUGGUGACACUGAAGCUCCAGCAUCAAUCUCUAGCUAUUCUUGUCUUCAUAUUGUUGGUGACCUUAUUGCACUCAUUGACUAUCUUGGGGUGGAGCAAGUGUUUCUUGUUGCACAUGACUGGGGUGCUCUUAUUGGAUGGUACUUGUGCUUGUUCAGGCCUGAUAGAGUGAAGGCAUAUGUCUGCCUUAGUGUUCCAUACAGGCCAAGAAAUCCCAAGAUGAAGCCAGUGGAGAGCAUGAAACUUGUAUUUGGAGAAGACUAUUACAUGUGCAGAUUCCAGGAACCAGGAGUGAUUGAAGCUGAGAUUGCAUGUGCUGGAACUGAAGAAGUGCUAAAGAAAAUCUUGACUGAUCGCAAACCAGGCCCCCCUUGCUUGCCGAAAGAAAAUCCAUUCGGAAUCUAUCCAGAGGAACCAGUUACCAUGCCAUCUUGGCUCUCAGAAGCACACCUUUCUUUCUAUGCCACGAAAUAUAGCCAGAAAGGGUUCACUGGAGGAUUGAACUACUACAGAGCUCUAGAUUUGAACUGGGAGCUCACAGCAUCGUGGACUGGGGCACCAGUGAUAGUGCCCGUAAAGUUCGUGGUGGGAGAUCUUGACAUGGUCUAUACUACUCCAGGGAUGAAGGAAUUUGUCAAUAGUGGUGGAUUCAAGCACUAUGUGCCAUUAUUGGAGGAAGUUGUUGUGAUGGAAGGAGUUGGUCAUUUCAUUAACCAAGAGAAGGCUGAGGAGAUCAGCAAUCACAUUUAUGAGUACAUUAGCAAAUACUGAUCUGUUUUAUUACCUCUCAAGAAUGUGUCCAGAACCAUAUUCUACAACCCUGGAAGCUUUGUAGUUUGGCUUUAAUAUGAGAAUUUGGUUCCAAAGCAGUGGUUUAUCAAAUUAGACAAACCUUGCUCUAUUGCAACUUGUUUAUUUGGAUUCGACUGGUAGCUGUAAUUGUAAUAUAAUUUCAAUAUGUCAAGCAUAUAAACGCUGCAUAAAAUUAAUAUGAUGCAUAAUUACUGUAA
Populus nigra (black poplar) is the source of this 1372-nucleotide messenger RNA. RefSeq lists its product as uncharacterized. Gene Ontology annotation, molecular function: hydrolase activity. The coding region runs from base 180 to 1133 and encodes 317 amino acids. NCBI's taxonomy places the organism in Eukaryota, Viridiplantae, Streptophyta, Magnoliopsida, Malpighiales, Salicaceae. The record is from RefSeq and is a predicted model, not a curated record. The transcript is spliced from 3 exons.